UGCGUUCCUUAUUAUAUACACAGGAGUUCGUCCUCGUGGAGCCUCGCCACUCACCUGACAAAUGUUCUGCGUCUUCCAUCUCAGUCUCCAUCUUCUCCAUCCCUUUGACCUCGCGAAGAUCGAGCGAUGACCAAUUAAUCGAUUCAUCCGCGGAUCUCCGAUCGCGUCGCCCUCGCCCCGUCGGCAACGACCGGCUUUUUGUCCCGCCGGCGAUCACCACCUCCGUCUCUGAUCGCCCCGCCGGCGCUUCCUCUCCGUCGCCGAUCGCGCUCCGCUCAAUGAGGUCAGAACUGGGCAAUAGGAGAACAGGGUGCGAGCUUGGUAGAAACAUGUCGAUGGAGAGGAAAGCUCCUUCACUGACCGAUCUAUGCGUCAGGACUGCGAUCGAUAACGUGAGAUAUCUUGGCGAUCUCGGCGGAAUUGACCCUGAGCUUCUUGCGAGAAUUUUGCCUCAUUGUACCGUUGAUCAGUUGACGCACAUAGAGAGAAGUUCAAAAGGAACAGACUUGACUCCAAUCACGGAUAAUCUGUGGAAGAAUUUUUACGAGAAACAAUUCGGUAGUCACAGCACGAAUCUUGUCAUCGAGAGAAUGAAGGACAAGGGGGUUUCGUUUAGAUGGUCACAAUUGUACGAGGCAAAGUUGAAGGACAUAGAGGAGGCUCAGAAUAAGUCGCUGGAUAGGAUGAGGCAACUAUACAAGGAAAAGGAUGCCCUGAAACAAAGCCGGCAAGUUCGUCUGUGCACAAAGGUGCCACCUUCAAGCAAUAAGAGAAGAUUUGGUUGCGGAUCUUACGACGUCUCCAAUCUGAAGAGCAAUAUAAUGAAGAAGGCAAGGAUAGAGACUCUUAAGAGUCAAGAGGUGAAAAACAUUGCAGCGAUGAAGAAAAAGGCAAUCCAGAGACACAGUAUUUCUCCCUUGACGAAGCCACAAGGGCCGUCUGGUAGAGACUCUGCUUCAUCUUCUAAAGUGACGAAACCUCUGGGGAGAAGAAUUUAGAAGCUUGCUUCUUUUGCUCAGAAGCUUUGCUAGGAACGGCAAUACAGGAUAGUGCUUAUCCGAUUUAUAUCACGUUUCAUCUUCUUCACUUGGUUGUACAUGCCUCUGUGCUCCGUCCCUUGUGGCAUUCCCUCGGCCACCUCAUUCGAGACUGUAUUUGCACAUGUACAAUUAUUUAAAGAC
Messenger RNA from Rhodamnia argentea, 1181 nucleotides. RefSeq lists its product as uncharacterized. Lineage: Eukaryota; Viridiplantae; Streptophyta; Magnoliopsida; Myrtales; Myrtaceae. The transcript has 8 exons. Gene Ontology annotation, cellular component: nucleus; elongin complex. Gene Ontology annotation, biological process: transcription elongation by RNA polymerase II. The record is from RefSeq and is a predicted model, not a curated record. Bases 279 to 998 code for a protein of 239 amino acids.